AUCAUGUGUGAUAACACCAGUGACAUCUGUCAGUCUUUCUAUCCAUCAGGGGACCAUGCAUCAACUACUGUACUUUCUGCUUCUUCUAGCUUCUUCUGUGCUGCUCUGCAACUCCGUCCCUACGGAGAGACAUGGCGGCUCAGACAUGAAAUGCCCUCUGACAGUUAAAAUCCUGGAUGCAGUGAAAGGGUCUCCAGCUGGAUCAGUGGCACUAAAGGUGUCUCAGAAGACUGCUGAUGGUGGAUGGACCCACAUUGCUAACGGAGUGACGGAUGCCACUGGGGAGAUCCACAAUCUGAUCACAGAGCAGCAGUUCCCAGCAGGAGUGUAUCGUGUUGAGUUUGAUACCAAGACUUACUGGAAGAAUGAGGGGAGUGUGCCAUUCCAUGAAGUAGCUGAAGUUGUGUUUGAGGCCCACGCUGAGGGUCAUCGUCACUAUACCCUGGCCUUGCUGCUCAGUCCAUUCUCCUACACCACCACAGCAGUGGUCACCAACGUACACUAGUGAUACACAUCCAACUGUGAACAGUAACUGAUUGGUGGGAGUAUUUGUCCAGGGAGUCGGAUACCUUGUGUUGUUUUUUCUCUUCUUGUCUACGAAUGUGCUCUAUGUAAGGGAGCGAGUUGCGAUCACAUAAUGGAAGCCUGACCGGGUGAGCAGGACCCCGAUGCAGAGCGUAGGGGUCUUGCCUCACCAUGAAGUGGUUUCUCCCACGAUAACAAUCCGCUCCCUAUUCAUUAUCCUGCUUAUUAAACGGCUACUUACGAUCAUUUGACACAAAAUAUGAAAUUGUAAAUUAUUUCACUGAUUAAUGUUUUUUUUUUUUUUUGCUGAAUAAAUUUGGCAUCUACAGUUAGAGCUGCAUUCAUAGAAGACAUUAACAAAACUAGCUUUUAUUACUCACAUGACAAUGAACCAGACUUGACACACCUUCAUCUCAUACCACGUUCUUUUACUUGUUACUUCAUGUGUGUUACGGCUGUAUGUCGUUCCCUGUGCUGUCCCCUUCGGUUGUCUCCAGCUCAGGUGAAGCUAGUGAUCGCACAACGAGGCACACCUGGCCUCACAGCUUAACAGACCAGUGCUGGAUUUAGGAGGAGGAUUUUGUAGUUGGGACUGCUGUGCCUCUCAGCCAAGGAUUGUGUGUUGCUGUGUUGUUUUUUCAUCUUCAGCUUUGUAGAUUUCUCUGUCAUAGCCUGCAGUUUUUGUGUCUUUGUUUUUUUUGAAGAUUUAUUUUGUUUGUUUUUAUGCCUUUAUUAGA
This is a messenger RNA of Labrus bergylta (ballan wrasse), 1262 nucleotides long. RefSeq names its product transthyretin (prealbumin, amyloidosis type I) (gene ttr). The record is from RefSeq and is a predicted model, not a curated record. Lineage: Eukaryota; Metazoa; Chordata; Actinopteri; Labriformes; Labridae. Gene Ontology annotation, biological process: purine nucleobase metabolic process.